UAAUGGAGUAGCCUGCUGAUGGAAGAUGCCAACUCAUUUUGUUGCUGGAUGUCAAGCGUGGAUAUAGUUCAUACAGCCAAGUAAUAAUAAAACACACACACGUGCGCCCACACGCACACUGUGUAACGAAGACACAGCGAGCCGAGGAGAGGCGCCACGCGCUCUGCGUGCGCUGAUGUGACGUCGACAGAGACGUCUCUGCCCAUGCUCACAAAGAUCCGCCAGACUACUGCAGCUGAUAGAUGUGUUGUAGUGAUGUAAUGCUGCCUGUUUGGUGACUACGAAUGGCGGUCUGUGCCAGGCUGUGCGGUGUGGGUCAGUCGCGGAGGUGCCGCAGGCGACAGCGGCACAACCAGCAGGAUCAGGGUAGCGAUUCCGACAUGGACGAGGAAGAAGAGGAGCAGAUCGUGGGUCAGAAGCGAGGCGACGUCGGCGGCGGAGGCCCGAAGAGCGGCGGCGGCGUCGGCAGCACUGCAGGGCCGAGUAUCGCGUGUGAAUAUGGCAGCUGUCAUGUCAACAGAGGAGGCUCUCUGGAUCGCGCGAGCACUGGACCUCCGCACCCGCAGUCGUUGGCGGAAUUACCGCCUGAGCUUUUAGUGGAAAUAUUCUCGUUGCUUCCCGGAACCGCGCUACCAAACGUUGCCCUCGUAGGCAAGAAAUUCAGACAAAUCCUCAACACCGAGACCAUCUGGAGAAGGCGGUGCACGGAAGAGUUUGGUAUGAAGGACGAUCUGAGGAAGAUGGAAGUUGGAGGAGUAUCUAGUCGGGACCUCUAUGUUAAACGUGAUGUCGACCCUCGGGAGAAGUCUGGGUUUAUGAAGCUCCUCCCGGACUACGAGCACAUAGACUAUAGAGACGUGUACACCCGCUUGCUUCACCCAUACAGACAUAUCUUGGGCUUAUGGCAGCCUGACAUAGGGCCUUAUGGGGGAUUGCUCAAUGUUGUGGUGGACGGGCUCUUCAUCAUCGGCUGGAUGUAUUUGCCGCCUCAUGACCCCCGUGUAGAGGAUCCCAUGAGAAGACGGCCGCUCUUCCGUAUCCACCUGUCUGAGAAUAAAAAGGCCGCUGUGGAGUGUAUGUACGGACACAAGGGUCCACACAAAGGUGACAUACAGACUGGGAAGAAGGAUGAAUUUUCAACAAAGUGUAACCAGACCGAUUACCACCGCAUGCCAGGGGGUAGACAGGAGGAGUUCAGGACGUGGUUGGAGGAAGAAUGGGGCCGGACGCUUGAAGAAAUAUUCCAUGAGCACAUGCAGGAGCUCAUCCUCAUGAAGUUCAUUUAUACUAGUCAAUAUGAUAACUGCUUGACAUACCGGAGGAUCUACCUGCCGCCUGUGAUGCCCUCUGACCUUCUGCACCCGGGCCUCUUCAAAGGCACCUACGGCAGUCACGGCUUGGAGAUCGUCAUGCUCAGUUUCCACGGGACCUCUGCGAGAGCCACCAAGCUCACUGGAGACCCCAAUGUUCCUGCAGGGCAACUCACUUUAGAUGUUGACCUGAGCCGACCUGUAGUCCUGCCAGACUUGGAGCACCAGCGCAGCAUAGAGGAGCUGUCCCGGCUGGUACUGGGGAUACAUGCGGAAGUCCAGAGAGAAGAACAGGCCAAGGACACUUCUGCCACAGCCAGAGGUGCAGCAGAGGGGGCCUGUGGUGAUGCCAGCGCCGCAGAGGGGGUGGAGGAGGACCGUGUUACCUGUUCAGACCGCUGCCAGCCUGGCCCCAGCAGCAGGACCAGUCCUCCUGAAGCCCAGCCCUUUGUCCUGCCCCUGGGAGUUAUGGCUCGCAAUGAGGUCUACCCUCGCACCUGUAGGAAAUGCUUCUACGGCACAGGCCUGAUUGCUGGGCACGGCUUCACAAGUCCAGAGCGCACCCCGGGCCUCUUUGUGCUUUUUGAUGAGGACCGCUUCGGCUUCAUCUGGCUGGAGUUGAAGUCUUUCAGUUUGUACAGUCGGCUGACGGACAACCUAGCUCACGCGUACGCCCCAGAUAUGGAGCGAUUUGAGGCCAUGCUGUGCAGCAUGCAGUCCUGGACAUCUUGAUGCACGACAUUUUAAGUGUCCCCCCCCCACAAUACAAUGCAUAAAAACCAACCAUUUUACGCAAAAAAAAACCACCUCCUGCUGUCCUUUGAGUCAUGAGCUAUGACAUACCAUGAGAGCUCAUGACCCUAAUUGUUCACGUUUUAUCGGUACGUUUCACAAUCAUUGGGUUUUACUGUCUAAUUAAAUGAGUUGUGUGGCCCUGAUCUAGUGCUCUUAUACUCCUGUUCCCAUGCAAGCACUUUAAAAGGCCCCCCCUAGUUACCGUUUAUCACCUCACCUCAGUAUGACCUUCAUCUUCUAGUGCACCAUAAAAACAGGGCACCGUAACCUAUUUUUAUUUAUUUAUUUAUUCCCUGCAGGAGAAAAGGAAUGAUAUUUCACACCGCUUAUAAUCAAACUACGUGCCUGAUUCUAAAAAAAUAUGUCUGUACUUGAUAGUGCUUAAAGAUGAUAACGUGUCCAAUGUAUUCUCCUAUAAAGCAUUAUUCUGAGUUCAGUGCAAAACAUAUUGAACUGCAUGCUGCAAUUUAUUUAGAUCUAAUCACAUCUUACUCAUAACCAUUAUCUGAACAGGAUGUUUUAUUCUCAUUAAACAGCAUGCCUUGCUUUUUGGUUGUUUUUUUGCUUUAAAAAAAAAGAAAGACAGCUUCUCGGUGUGUUUCUCUUUACCACAAGUCAGUGAAAACCAGAACUUAAGUAUUCAAGUGUAUAAACAAAAUGUAUGAAAUUACAUUAAUUUUAGCAAUUUGUUUCGUAAAAUACUGAACAAGUUUCACAACUGGGCAAUUUUGUCCCCAUUGGCAAGAGGGUAUGUUGUCUUAUCAAAUGAAAACAGAUAAAUCUGCCAGUUUUGGCCCUUUGAACUUAAGAGAUAUGGUUAUGCUCUGGCUCAUGGUCCUACAUAAAACACACCUUUCAUGUCACCCUGACAUUAUGUAAGUUGGAAAGAUGUAUUGUACUGCAAUAGAAUAACAUCACCUUUUCAUAAGCUGAUCAAAAUAUCAAAGUUAAACAGUUCAUGUGCUUAUAAAAUGAUCUGAAACAGAAACUUCUCUAAACGUUGAAAUGUAUUGCAUUUGUUGUGUUUUAAUGGCUGACCUAACAUUUGCCUGGCUUUCUACCUGCAAAGCUCUUCCCGACAAUUUUCCAAUUCAUUUCGAACCUGAGACUAGGCUGAACAUUAUACUAACUACCGGCUCAAAGUACUAAGUGAGUGCCUGUGUGUCUCCUUACGGCCUGACGGGGUGCUCUAUAGCUUUCCCUCUCCAAGUGCACUUUUUCUGAGCAGUUUGGUGAAUCAUUUAAAACCACUGGCCAGCACUUUUAUAUCAGACAGCAGCUUUAUUAACAUUUGCACACACAAAAAGCAUCUGCUAAAGCAUUAUCUAUUUUAUUUCUUGUUAAUUUCUCCUCAAUUUCAGUAGAAAUGUUUCAUACAUUUUAUCUGUGAGCCCUCUGUGCACAGCUAAAAAAAAAAUGAAAUGUUGCUUUCUACUAUUUUCCAAUGCGACACACCUGAUUUUGUGGGUAAUUAAUUAAGUUUGACCUAUUGAACUGCUCACAGACUUCAGGGAGCUUCUCAGCUUAAGCGCUCUUCUCAGAAAUAAAAGAAAUCCAAAACUGUCAAA
Cyclopterus lumpus (lumpfish) is the source of this 3673-nucleotide messenger RNA. RefSeq names its product F-box protein 31 (gene fbxo31). Lineage: Eukaryota; Metazoa; Chordata; Actinopteri; Perciformes; Cyclopteridae. Gene Ontology annotation, molecular function: protein binding. The record is from RefSeq and is a predicted model, not a curated record. The coding region runs from base 285 to 2042 and encodes 585 amino acids. The transcript has 10 exons.